AUGCGUAGAUUUAAUCCUCAAUGGUACAAUGAGUUUGGCACUUGGUUGGAGUAUAGUGAAUCAAAAGAUGCUGUAUUUUGCUUGCAUUGUUAUCUAUUUAAAUGUGAGCAUGGUGAUGGAAGGGGUGGUCAUGAUUCAUUUGCAGGAGAAGGAUUUAGCAAUUGGAAGGAAAAACAACGGCUUUUUAAACAUAUUGGGAAAGUUAGAAGCAUUCAUAAGUUGUGCUUCAGUGCUGCCAAAGAUUUGAUGAAUCAAAAUCAACAUAUUGACAUUGUUGUGUCUGGCAUUUCUGACAAAGCCAAACAGGAUUAUCGUAUUCGUCUGAAUGGUUCUAUUCGAUGUAUUCGAUAUCUCAUACGACAAGGUUUGGCUUUCCGGGGACAUAAUGAGACAGAUGCUUCAAUGAAUCAGGGAAAUUUUGUGGAGCUUGUAAAAUUCAUUUGUGAAAGCAAUGAGGAGGUAAAUAAUGUAUCUUUGAAUAAUGCCCCAGAUAAUCUCAAAAUGAUAGCUCCCUCAAUUCAGAAAGAUAUUACUAGUGUUGCUGCUAGUUUAGUUACCAGAGCUAUUAUUUCAGAUAUUGGGGAUAAUUUCUUCUCUAUACUAGUUGAUGAAGCUCGUGAUGUAUCAAUUAAAGAAAAGAUGGCCAUUGUUUUAAGAUAUGUGAACUGCAAUGGUGACAUUAUUGAGCGUUUUCUUGGUCUUGUUCAUGUUUCAGAUACUACAGCUAGUUCACUUAAAGAAACGAUUGAGAUAAUUUUUACCAAAAAUGGCUUGAGCUUGACAAAGAUUCGUGGUCAAGGUUAUGAUGGCGCAAGCAAUAUGAGUGGUCAAUUCAGUGGUCUGAAAAGCUUGAUUUUAGUUGAAAAUAAUUCUGCUUACUAUGUUCACUGCUUUGCACAUCAACUUCAGUUAGCUCUAGUAGCUUGUGCUAAAAAGGUUUACGCUUUGACUGAUUUCUUUAAUUUUAUACUGUUGUUGUGUAAUGCAGUUGGUGCUUCUUGCAAAAGAGCAGAUAUUUUGAGAGAAAAGCAAUUUGAUGAGCUAGUAAAAAGUAUUGCAAGCGAUGAUGUUCAAUCAGGGAGAGGCUUGAAUCAAGAAAUGAGUUUGUCACGACCAGGGGACACACGUUGGAGCUCACAUUACCGAUCAUUGGUAAGUCUGUGUACAUUGUUUGAUCCUGUGCUUGAUGUGCUAGAAAUUAUAAAAGAUGAUACAACUCUUAUGCAUGCAAAAAGGUCUGAAGCCUCUGGCCUUAUGAUGCGUAUGCAAACUUUUGAAUUUGUAUUACUUUUGAACCUGAUGAUCAAGGUCUUGGCAAUAACGAAUGAGUUGUCACAAGCACUUCAAAGAAAAGAUCAAGAUAUUGUAAAUGCUAUGACUCUUGUAAAAGUUUCAAAGGUGUUAUUACAGAAGAUGAGGGAUAAUGGAUGGGAUAAUCUAUUUAAGAAGACUUCUGAUUUUUGUAUAAAACAUGAUUAA
Messenger RNA from Gastrolobium bilobum, 1479 nucleotides. RefSeq lists its product as uncharacterized. The record is from RefSeq and is a predicted model, not a curated record. Bases 1 to 1479 code for a protein of 492 amino acids. NCBI's taxonomy places the organism in Eukaryota, Viridiplantae, Streptophyta, Magnoliopsida, Fabales, Fabaceae. The transcript has a single exon.